AUAGAAUUAAUAGAGUCCGAAUUGAGGACCAAUGUCUGCUGGAACAUCUGCCGGUCCAUCCCCCACCUCAGUGGCAGGCCCAUCUUCCAUCUUGCAAUGCCCAACCCGCGCCACUCGUCGAAGAGCCCCGUCAAAGCCCAGGCGUUUGCGCUCAGCAGUGUACAACCGCCACAGCAACAAGGUGCUUGGUGUCCACCUCCCAUUUACUGCGCCAAUGGUGUAACACUGUAUCAAGACUACGUCAGAGCCCCACCUGGUCAGGUCGGGUUUGCGUUGAACACCUCCUGCCUGGAGAAUCUAGAGGGCUGGGAAUCGCUGCGUGCCAACGAUGGAGUUGACGACGAAGCUAACUACAUAACACCUGUGCACUCCGAUGCAGUGGCUGCCCCAACGGCGCACUCUGUGGCCCGAUGAAAUGCUGAGGGCGUGCUCACAAGUGAAUCUACUAUGAAAGUAAACCCAAAUAUAAA
Messenger RNA from Mycena citricolor, 470 nucleotides. Lineage: Eukaryota; Fungi; Basidiomycota; Agaricomycetes; Agaricales; Mycenaceae. The record is from the annotation of a GenBank genome assembly.